AUGGCUGUUGCGUUGUGGUUUGUGCCGCAGGCCAGUUCCAACACCUACGUGGCGCUGCAGUCGCUGAUCUUGUCGCUGCAGACAUUGUUCCCAGACGCACCGAGCUUCGAGCCGCAUCUGACCGUGACGUCGCAGCUCAAGUGCGAGACUCGCGAGCAAGCGCACGAGAUACUGGCCGCGUGCGUCGCGGCCGUCGAGGCCGUGCGCGGCGCGGUGGGGCGCGGCGGCGACGCCACGUCGCAGGAUUUAGUCGCAUUUUCCGGUGUCGGCAUAGGCAAGAGCUAUUUCAGGAAGGUUCGACUGGAAUGCGUCGCAAACAAGUACCUGGUGAGCGUCGCGCAGCUGAUGCGCGAGCUGUUUGUGUGCGACAGCGCAGAACAGGCGUCGCACUGGGCCGUGCGCGAGUUUGCGCCCCACGUGUCGCUGGUGUAUUCGGACGUGUACCACGUGAACCAAGCGGUGCGGCGUGUGCUUGUGCAGCGGAUCGAGGACGCCUUGGACGGUGAGCUGCGGCCGUGUGCGGCGGUCGCUGACGGCGACGACGCGGCCUGGCUGUGUGCGCGCCAGCUGCGCGGGUGGGGGCUGCCGGGCCAGUUCAAGGUGGUGCGUUGCGAGGGCGGCGUCGCUGAGUGGCAGGUCCUGGCCAGCGUAGAGGUGUAG
Lachancea mirantina is the source of this 660-nucleotide messenger RNA. The record is from the annotation of a GenBank genome assembly. Lineage: Eukaryota; Fungi; Ascomycota; Saccharomycetes; Saccharomycetales; Saccharomycetaceae.